Messenger RNA from Caenorhabditis angaria, 764 nucleotides. Lineage: Eukaryota; Metazoa; Nematoda; Chromadorea; Rhabditida; Rhabditidae. The record is from the annotation of a GenBank genome assembly.
AUGGAAGCCGCUGAAGUCGAAGAAGAUGAGACAAUGAAAAUGUCUCGAAGUUUAUUCGACUACAUUUUCAAGCUAUUCUACCCUGUAUAUUAUGUAUUAACAAUACCUCUUCGAAUAUUUCACUGGUUUUUCGCCAAUUUCCCAAUCUUCUCAUCGCUCUCCUUAUUCAUGUUCGUCUCAUUUGUCCUAAUCGUUCUGUACAUUUUCCGAAGAUUGUCAUCGACACCAAGAGAGAAUUUCAUAAACUAUUUAUUGUACACAGUUUUGCCAUACGGAACUUCAAUUGUAUAUACAGCGAUAACCCUAGUCUUCCCGCAGGUAUUUCAAAAUUUCUUUUUCAAAUUGUGAUGAAGGAUUUUCCAGGUGAACACCGUGACUCGUAUUCUCGGAGCUCUUCUUCAUCCAAUCAAAUUCAUCCUAGGAUUGGUUGAAAAAGUUGAUCGACGAGCGGAGCCAAUAAGAAGAACAGUUGAAGCAUUACAUGGCUCUAAGAAAAGCACAAAAUCUGAGAGAAAGUGAGUGAAUUUCAAAAAAUAAAGUUCUCAUUGGAAAAUCAAUAUUCUAGGUCCAUCGAAGAAACUUUGAACGACGGAAGACUUCAAUGUUGUGUCUGUCAAUUCGAAGAAAAAUGUGUUCUUCUUCGACCAUGCAAUCAUCUGUGUCUUUGCGAGCGUUGUAACGAGGCAAUAAAUCGACAACCCAACAAAAUCUGCCCAAUCUGUCGAGCUGAAAUUGAAUCAUUCGAAUUGGUUUACAUCUCAUAA